Parathielavia appendiculata is the source of this 714-nucleotide messenger RNA. RefSeq lists its product as uncharacterized. The record is from RefSeq and is a predicted model, not a curated record. Lineage: Eukaryota; Fungi; Ascomycota; Sordariomycetes; Sordariales; Chaetomiaceae. The transcript is spliced from 2 exons. Bases 16 to 333 code for a protein of 105 amino acids.
UGUAAUUGUGUAGUAAUGCCUCGUGCUCCGCGUCUCAAUUGGGAACAGCUUCGUCCCCAGAUCACCAGCUUGUACCAAUCUGGUGCAACCUCUCAGGCUAUUACAUCUUAUCUUCUUGAUGAAACCGGAGUCUCAAUCACUCCAACGCAUCUUCGUCGUCUUCUCCAGUCAUGGGGUGUACCGCGCCAGCGCCCUAGAGCAGAAGUGACUCCUGACCUUAAGGAGCGUAUCGAAGCACUCUUCUUUCAGCAUGCCUUAACAGAUGCCGAGAUUGUAAAGGCUCUAGAACAAGAAGGAACAAAUUGUACUGGCCAAUAUAGAGGGUCGUCGUGAUUGCAAUUGACAGUCGUGGCGAGCUAUCAGCGUUCCGAAGGUGACGAGCACUACGGUCACGCUCACGUAUACUAGCCUCUGCUGCUUCAACGAAGCUGAGGCUAGGGGUUCCGCUACGCGUGUUGGUAUACGCCGCGUUUCGACGCCCAGGGGACGAAGAGUUGCGAUGGUUGUACACAUCUGUACAACGCGCCACGGGGGUGUUCGGGCGAGCUUCAAUAUCUUGUCCCUGACUUUCUUGACUACGGCCAGCCGCAGGAGCAUCGAGUCGAUAAGCCGGUCGAUCUGAGCCUGGUCAAUGGUCCUUCAACACUCCUUCAGACACCUAACGAACUGUCACAGCGGGACAGGCGCACAAUCCAAUGACAAUUGUAUUCGGGC